This is a messenger RNA of Zingiber officinale, 4112 nucleotides long. Its product is annotated as mediator of RNA polymerase II transcription subunit 12-like. The transcript has 12 exons. Lineage: Eukaryota; Viridiplantae; Streptophyta; Magnoliopsida; Zingiberales; Zingiberaceae. The coding region runs from base 630 to 4112 and encodes 1160 amino acids. Gene Ontology annotation, cellular component: mediator complex. The record is from RefSeq and is a predicted model, not a curated record. Gene Ontology annotation, molecular function: transcription coregulator activity. Gene Ontology annotation, biological process: regulation of transcription by RNA polymerase II.
UCGAAACCCGUUCAACAUCGCCAACCCAAACCCUACAACCCAAAUCCUCUCUCAACUCCCAACCCUCACGAUCCGACCCCCCUUCCAACCCUAGCGUUCUCGGUUUCCUCCGAUCCCUCGCUUUGCAUGCAGCUUUCUCCAACCUGCUCGAACCCUCGUCGGACACCGCCGUUGCUCUUCAACCCGCAUCCAACCCUCGUCGUAGCGGGGCCGUGUUCAAGUAGUUUGUCGCCGGGCCCACGCCUGUACAGUUUGACCCUCGUCGAAAUAGUUCGUCGUUGAUCUUAUCUCAGAUCCAUCUUAAAGCAUUCGGAUAUAUCAAGAUCUGUAUAGUUGUCACCUUUCCUGAAGAAAGGAAUUUUCAUACUUGCUGAAGUUAAUGAAUGUAUCAGGCGUCGUUGGGUGUGAUAUAGCAACAACUUCCAGCGGCUAUUUUGUUUGGCUGUGUUUUGCCACCUGAUAAGCUCACUUUUUUUAUGUUGAUCUCUUGGCAACAAAGCAGAUUGAUAAUAAGAUUAUUGAGAGUGGGUUUGUCCUAUUUAUUCAAUGACACUCAGAAGUGGUUCUGUCGUGCAUUUCGCAUAUCAGAAAUAGUCAUGAAUGCAGCUUGCCAACAUUAGUGAGGAGGAAUGCAGCGGUACACUGGUACUGGUGGUGGCAGCGGAGUUGGUAGCAAUGGCAUUGGCGGGGCAUCAUCAAGAGAUAAUACCAGGAUAGAAUCUUCUUAUUCAGCAUCCAGCUUCUCUAACUCAAGGCGACAGUCCCAACUUGCGCCAUAUAAGCUAAAAUGUGAUAGAGAAUCUCUUAAUGGCCGACUUGGUCCCCCUGACUUCUAUCCUCAAACCACAAACUGUCCUGAAGAAACACUAACUAGAGAGUAUCUGCAGUCUGGAUACAAAGAGACAGUUGAAGGAAUUGAGGAAGCUCGAGAAAUUGCAUUAUCUCAAGGUUUCAGCUUCUCAAAACCCGAGUCCAUCUUAAAGUUGAAAGAGCAAUUACGGAAGCGCCUUAGAGCUAUCAACGAAUCUCGUUCUCAAAAACGUAAGGCUGGCCAGGUUUAUGGAGUUCCUCUUUCUGGUCAGCUAUUAACAAAAUCUGGUGUCUUUCCUGAGCAAAAGCCGUGUAAUGAAGAUGGUCGCAGAAAAUGGAUUGAGGCCUUAUCACAACCACAUAAGCAAUUGCAUUCCUUGUCCGACCAUGUUCCUCAUGGUUAUCGACGCAAAGCUCUUUUUGAAGUUCUUAUCCGGCACAAUGUUCCAUUUUUGAGGGCAUCUUGGUUUAUAAAAGUUAACUAUCUCAAUCAGGUGCGACCUUCCUCAAUUAAUGUGUCAUCAGCGGCUCUUGAUAAAGCACAUAUAGCUCGAUCUGAUUUGUGGUCUAAAGAUGUGGUUGAGUACAUGCUGCAGCUCCUGGAUGAAUUUUUUCCUAAAGAUGGUUCUAAUGUGCCUUUUCCCAAUAAGAAUCAAUCAUCACAAAAUUAUAUUGGUGUCCAUUAUGAAACAUCACAAAAAGUUGACUCUUGUUCUACUCCUGAUGCCGACGAACCUUCUCUACAUUUCAAAUGGCAGUAUAUGUGUCGCCUGGUACUGUGGCAUCUUGCAGAAGGUCUAAUGCAUCCUGCUCCUAUUAUUGAGUUCAUUCUCAAUCAGCUUCAGGAAAAGGAAUCACUGGAGGCUUUUGAGUUGCUUUUGCCAUUUAUAUUUGAUGUGAUUGAUAGUGUUGCACUCUCACAGACAUACGUACGCACGGUUGUAGACCUACUUGCCCAAAAAAUACAUGAUCUUUCAUCCAAUUUCUCAAGUUCAAUAAAUACAUCAGAAAAGUUAUCAUUUAUAGAUUCAAUUGUUGAGAUAGUGCGGUACCUGAUGGUUUCUGUACCUGAUACCUUUGUUGCCUUGGAUUGCUUUCCCUUGCCAGCCUGUGUUGUUCCUGAUUUACAUUGUAAAAAUGCAUACCUGAAGUCACCAGAUUCUUUAUAUAAUAAGCAGUUUGAUACUCGGGAUGCAUAUCUUCGUUAUUUGUCAUGUGGUUACAUUAUCUCCUCUGUCCACAAACGUGCUUCAAAUCUUUCAAAGAUUGUAAACCCAAGCCUUCAAGCUCAUGGAGCUGCCAAGGUUUUACAGGUUCUGGAUAGAGCUUUGAUAACUGGAAAUAUAAUGAUUGCUUAUACUUCUCUAUUUGAAGAUUUGUUAGAUACAGUUGUUGAAGAAAGAUGGAUUGCAGAAAUAAGUCCUCCAUUGCGAUCUUCCUUAAAAUGGAUUGGGACCAUUACUUGGUCUUUUAUUUGUUCUGUAUUCUUUUUAUGUGAAUGGGCCACAUGUAAUUAUCGCGAUUGUCGUACUUCCAUGCCUCGCCAUGUCAAAUUUUCUGGAAGAAAAGAUUUUUCACAGAUAUAUUUUGCAGUAUCAAUUUUGAAGCUUAAGAUGGAAGACUUGCUCAACUCAAAUCAAUGCCGGGAGAGAAAAUUUUCAGUUGGCCUAUGUGGGAAAAACAGCUCUGAGCAAGAUACUUUGUUAGGCGGGACAGUGGUGGAAAAUGUCUGUGUUGCUAGAAAUAAUUCAAAGGCAUUACCUGAUAGGAAGAAUAAAAAAGGCAUAUUUGAAAGUCCUGGCCCAUUGCAUGACAUUCUUGUUUGCUGGCUGGAUCAACAUGAAAUAGGGAAGGCAGGAAGCUUCAAGGAUGUUGAACUUUUUCUUUUGGAACUUAUUCGGAAUGGGAUAUUCUAUCCUCAUGCUUAUGUAAGGCAGUUAAUUGUGAGUGGGAUAAUGGACAAGGAUGAUAAUUUGUUGGACUUGGAAAGACAACAAAGACACCGAAGAAUUCUGCAGCAACUUCCUGGAUAUUGUUUGUUUAAUAUUUUAGAAGAAGCAAGAAUUGUUAAUAUCCCAUUCUUAAGUGAAAUUUCUCAUGCCUACUCAAAUGAACGUCGACUAGUUCUUCAAGGACGUCUGUGCAGUAAAUCCAAUGAGCUAACCAUUAGAGAUGAUGUUGGUUCAACUUUUUCAUUGCAAAAUGAUACAGAUUAUUCAACUGGUGCUCCAGAGAGUCAUCAUGCUAAGAUAGACCGAGUUACACAGCUGAAAAUUUUAAUUUCAAAUUUUCUGCGGUUUCCUCUUCCUUAUACCAUGCCAAUGGUAUCUCCUGAUGAAUCAAAUGGAAUUUCAAAAAGGAUAUCUGGUUCUUUGGAAAGCAAAGUUGAUACCGCUGAAGAGAAAAUUGGCUGUGAUGAAUGCAGGAAAGAGAAACGGCAAAAGCUUACUGAUGAUAGAACCUCUAUCCUGCAAGGGUUUUCAUCACAUCACUCAGACGAUGAAGGUAAUUGGUGGGUAAAGAAGGGACCUAAAUCCCAAGAAUCUUUCAAGGUUGAACAUCCACCUAAGCUAAUUAAAAAUACCUCAAGAGGUAGGCAAAAGAUUGUGCGUAAAACACAGUCUUUGGCACAGUUAGCAUCUACGCGAAUUGAAAGUAGUCAGGGAGCAUCUACUAGCCAUGUAUGUGACAACAAAAUUGGUUGUCCCCACCAUCAUUCUGGUCCUGAUGCAGAAGCUCCAAAAGAUGCCAGUAGGAUAAUAUCAGGAAUCCAAAGUGAUAUUUGUAAGGCACUGAAGCAAUUAAGAUUGCUUGAGAGAAGAUCUAUCUCAAUUUGGUUAUUGAAGUCAAUUAGGCAACUUAUUGAAGAAAAUGAAAAAGCUCCUUCUAAAGUGAGCAAUUGUUCUGAUGUUUUCUCUGUAUCACCUGAUGACCGAGGUUCUUCAAGAUGGAAACUAGGCGAAGAUGAAUUUUUGUUCAUUAUUUAUAUAUUCGAUAUUUCUUGUGAUUUAGUUUCAGCAGUAAGGUUUUUGAUAUUGUUGUUACCUAAAGUAAUAUCUAGAUCAAGUACUGUCAUGCAUGGUGCAAGGAACUCCAUGUUACCAAAAAAUAGAGAAGGUCAAGUUUGCCAGAUUGGGGAAACCAUUCUAUUCUCAUCCCUGCAGAGUUUUAUUGAAGAAUCUAUGGAGGCACACUCCAGGGCUUACAUCUUCAAGUUUGUGGAAAAAAUCAUCAAUGAAAAUGACCAUCAAUCUGUUGUUCAAGUAGUGCCGGAUAAUGCGACAAAUAAUAUGGUGUUCUAG